UGUCGGGUGUCAGGCUAUCAGCAGCUGUUAUGGGCUGAGAAAACCCGCAUCGAGAGUAACACACCAAGAAUAACCUUAGGGGUUCUGCACCAGACACGCCACUGAACUGCUACUGACCGGGCGGUGGGGGGAAAACGCUGUUUUGAUCUGGUGUGCCGCGAGUAACCGAGGCUCACGCAUCUGACAGGCUAAAAGUGACAGCACAGCGUCAUCUGGUGAAACAACCCACCUCACGGGCCAGCUGAGACCAUGUUUCGGUUCUGACCCCGGUAUCGUCGGGAACCACCUGAAAUCGGACUGACUCUCAAGUCUGUUUAGCUAACGGAGGCUAAAGGCCAGCGGUAAGCUGAGGCAGAACCCGCUUGGGUUUGGGAGCCACAAUGCUAAUAGCAGCCUCCGCUGGAAUGGCAAGUGAAAGCCCUGCCCCCGGCACAAAAAAGCACAGGCGGCGAGGAAAAAAACACCGGAGGAUUCGCACUGAGGAGACCCGCUCUGAUGACUUAUGUGACAAGCCAAUACCGCAGACGCAGGAAGACGACUUCACUCCCAGCAAAGCCCCACCUCAACAAAGUACAUGUAGUGAAGCCCAAGAAGUAGCCCCCAACUCUGUGCAUAAAUACUCUCCUGACUGGGACCCCCAAAAUAUAGAUUUUCCAAUUUCCCCUUUUACAUCACCUCAGUGUCCUAAAGAUGUACCUAGCAGUGCCAAGCUCCUCCCUUUCACCCCCGUGACAGUGACACACAUAAGCCAGCCACUUCCUAUAGCACCUAAAAGCCCUGCCCAGAGCCAGCCACUUACUGUCCCAGCUCAGACUUCCAUCCACAGCAAAUCGCUUCCUGUUUCACCUGAGGGGAAGCAUUUACUUCCUGUCCCAUUUCAGAGCCCCUUCCACAAUCAGUCAUUUCCUGACCUAGGUCAGGGCCCCACCAACAGCCAGUCACUUCCUGUCCAAGCUCAUAACGCUGCCUACAGCCAGCCACCUUCUGACCUUGAUCAAGGUCUUUCCAAUGUCAAACCCCUUCCUGUCUCACCUCAGAGCAGGGAUUUUCUUCCUGUACUAUUUCAGAACCCUUGCCAAAGCCAUUCAGUUCCCGGCCUAUCUGAGAGCCCAUCCAUCAACCAGUCUCUUGCUGUUUCAUCUCAGAUUCCCACCCACACACAGUCACUUCCUUUCUCUUCUCAAAGCCUCACCCAUAGCACAAGCCAAUCACCAUCAAGAGUCAGUAUGGAAAUGCAGUAUGAUUUGUCUGCUUGGACUCAUUUAACAUUUGAAAAAUCUAAAACUUCUGUAGCAACAACCGAAGGUGCCACCUUGCCCCCAGCUAAAGCUUCUAUUACACCUCCAUUAAGCCCCUCCCAUCCAGAGCCACUACUGCUCCCCUCUAGGACGUUUACCACCAGUGUUUCUUCCUCUAACCUCUACUCCCCUCUUUGCUGCUCCGCCACCUUCCCUUCAAACGUGAACCCAACCGCUUCAACUUCUGUGAUGUCCACAGUGCCACUGCGCACUUCCAUGCCACCACUGGCCCACAUGAGUCCCCGACCUACAGAGUUAACUCUACCACCUGCACAGCUUCUAGGCUCAGAUGAUGAAGAGCAGGAAGACCCAUCAGAUUACUGCAAAGGUGGUUACUACCCAGUUGCCAUUGGUGACCUCUUUAAUGGGAGAUACCAUGUAGUCCGUAAACUUGGCUGGGGACAUUUCUCAACUGUCUGGCUCUGCUGGGACCUGCAGAAGAAACGCUUUGUGGCAUUGAAGGUGGUGAAGAGUGCACCCCAUUACACGGAGACAGCGCUGGAUGAGAUCAAACUGCUCAGAUGUGUGAGAGACAGUGAUCCCACUGAUCCCAACAGAGAAAUGAUUGUCCAACUGAUUGAUGACUUCAAGAUUUCUGGGGUCAACGGUGUGCAUGUAUGUAUGGUCCUGGAGGUUCUUGGUCAUCAGCUGUUGAAAUGGAUCAUCAGAUCAAACUACAUGGGUCUUCCGCUGGUAUGCGUCAAAAGCAUCAUUAGACAGGUGUUACAGGGUCUGGACUACCUACACACAAAGUGUAAAAUAAUCCAUACAGACAUAAAACCAGAGAACAUCUUGUUAGAUGUGGAUGAGGUGUACAUCAGGAGGCUGGCUGCGGAGGCCACCAUCUGGCAGAGAGCAGGAGCCCCGCCACCUUCUGGGUCAUCAGUCAGCACAGCUCCCAGGGACAUCCAGGUGGGUAAAAUAUCCAAAAACAAGAAGAAAAAAUUGAAGAGAAAAGCGAAGCGGCAAGAGAAACUGUUAGAGGAGAGACUAGUGGACAUUCAGAGAAUGGAUGAAGAAAACUGCACACGCACUAACUCCCCUCCAGUCGUCAAUGGCAACGCUUCCUGCAAUGCAACCAUUGACAAAGUGAGCCCAAUGUCAUCUUGUUCCCGGUUGGAGGACAAUUGUAAUGGCCACGGUCCCGGGCGGUUUUCCAGUCCUGCCUCUGCUGUCUCGGGGUUCUCCAGCUCCGUAAUCUCAGCCACGUCAGAAUCGACACUUUCCACACAGUCAGGAUACUCCAGUGGACAAGACUUGUUUAGCGCGACAGACUUUGUCCUCAGUCCCCUUGACCCUCACAACGCUGACAAGCUGCGAGUGAAGAUUGCUGAUCUGGGAAAUGCUUGCUGGGUGCACAAGCAUUUCACUGAAGACAUUCAGACAAGACAAUACCGAGCCCUUGAGGUUCUGAUUGGAGCAGAGUAUGGACCACCGGCUGAUAUCUGGAGCACCGCCUGCAUGGCGUUUGAGUUGGCCACUGGCGAUUAUUUAUUUGAACCUCAUUCAGGCGAAGAUUACACCAGAGAUGAAGAUCACAUCGCUCACAUUAUUGAGCUUCUGGGUGCCAUCCCUUUGCCUUUUGCCUUGUCCGGCAGAUACUCCAGAGAAUAUUUUAACAGAAGAGGUGACCUGCGCCACAUCUCUAGCCUGAAGCCAUGGGCUCUGUUUGAGGUCCUCCUAGAAAAGUAUGAGUGGCCGUUAGACCAGGCUGCUCAAUUCAGUGACUUCCUGUCAAGCAUGUUGGAGCUGGAGCCAGAUCGCAGGGCGACCGCCGCCGAGUGUCUGCGUCAUGCCUGGCUUCGGUCAUGAGCACCUACGUACUGUAUGUGAUGAGGCGUCGUGAUGACGUGUGCCCCCAUGGAUGGGACUCGUUGAUAUCGCCACCACCCACCAGUUGAUGCCAGUGUUGGAAAUAAACUGAGAUUUCUCAAGUCACAGGGUGCGUUCCAAACACGGCAGCUGCAAGGCACUCAUACUUCCUGUCUAGCUUGGAAUCUUUAAAAUUGUGGCCGCCUUGUGUGUGCCAUGUUGUCUCUUGAAAAGGUCACUUGACAUGACAAGCUACGGGGCGUACAUGUUUGGAACACACCCGAAUGGACACUUCGAUUCUGUUCUUGUUCUGGAACUUUGCUGAAUUGUGUUGAUAUGAGACUGUGUUCUUUGUGACCACCAACAAGCAACCUCCUGCUGUUUAGACGAGCUUCCUGUCGUGAAUUCCUAGUGCCUUCGAAUCCGCCCAGAUCCUCGACCGCCUCACAGUGACUUUUUUUUGUUGUAGUUUUUUUUUUUUUUUUUACUUAACCACCUUUUGUGUGAAAUGUUUCUUCUGUACAAUAAUAGGGGCUUUAAAAUUCCACCACUGACAUGUUGGCUCAGCUUUGACUUCAGGUAGUGCACCUGAGGUCAACUAGCUGGCAGGAAGGCACAGGCAAAAACAAUUACAUAAAAAUAUUUUCAGUUUCAUUUCUUUGGUCUGCUUUAUAAUGAUUUCCUUUCAAUGAUGGCUUUGAUUUUGUUGUUAAAACUGGUGAAUGUUUCAUUUUCAAAUACAGUGCAAAAUUGAGAUUGGAAGCACGGCAGCAAGCAGCCAGCCUCACUUUAUAUAGUCUCAAAAAGUAGUAAUAGAGUAGCACAAUUAAAUAGCACCGUCUAUUAAUGACAUUUGUACAACAUUACAUUUAUAUAAACAGGACGUUAUUUGUAAGUGAGACACUUUGCAUUUCCAGUUUAUUUUCAGUUUUUUAAAAAUGUUUCACAGGAUAGUGUAGUUAAUGUUUUGGUAUUUGAACUGCAAGUAGAGGCACACACAGGAGUCUGUCUCCACACUAAAGUGGGUGGAUGAGUCAAGAGCACAGGUUUGUGGUUUAGUAUUGCGCACACACCUAGCAGGUGCUAGUAUAGGUUUCUUUGAUUUGUAAAAUCAGAAUAAUGUCAUCACACUGCAUACUUAGCUCAUAAACGUUGGGACUCUUGGACAAAAUGAUGUCCUCUCCAGGUUACAAUUCUAUUUAUAAAAUUAUUCAUUUGGUGGCCUGUGUGUUCAAAGUAUUGACCUUCCUCAAAUAUACAAUUAUCUUCAAAAUUAUUCAAACUCCAGUUUAGUGUUGUAGCAAUUCUGACAUUUUUUAAUAUGCAGAAACUGAUCAAAUAAGGACUUAAUCAUACAUAAGACUGCAGUGGGGGUUGAAUAAUUGUGAACACAAUGAUCUCACUAGCUGUCCUUUGACCUAAAUACCCCAAAAUUGAAUCUCCUAUUCCGUUACAUAAAUCUUACAAGUUUGAUAAUAGUCCCUAUAUUCGUUCUUGAGUUAUCUUGAGCUUAGACAUACGGAAGUGAAUACAUAACCUACGGUUUCUGUAGAUUUCAACUACUAGCGGACGUAAAAGUCAUUAAAUUACAAAGAAACCUGGCCGGGAGCGGAUUUAAUUAGCUAUAUUUCACGGUUCGACUCAUGCAGUUGUAAAUCAUAUUUUACUUCAGCUCACACCAAACACCUGUGACUACGCGGGCUAUGGGCUUGUGCCCCUAAAUUGAAGAAUCUCUAAAAAUAAACCUUUUUUUUUAAUUAAAUUUCAUUUUAUAUUAUCAAGGCUUUUCCAGAGUUAAAAAAGAUACUACUGUCAUUUUUGAUUGAGUGAUGGCUAAUCUUUAAUGGCUAAUAAAAGCCGAUCGUGGCUAGGUCUCCAUUACAUGGUGAAUAGGCCAAUAUUGACAUGAAAGUUUGCUGCACAGUUUUCCAAGUGAUGUUUAUAUUAGUGUCUGGCAUUGUGUAAUGCCAUGACAUGAAAUAUGUACUUUCUUGAAAAUGCCUGGAACUGAAGCAGCCAUGAGGGGUUUACUUAAAAAAAUGCAUUGCUAUGGUUACAAGUUACUUGUUAAAAGUUGUAAG
Messenger RNA from Corythoichthys intestinalis (scribbled pipefish), 5191 nucleotides. Its product is annotated as SRSF protein kinase 3-like. The transcript has 17 exons. Gene Ontology annotation, molecular function: ATP binding; protein serine/threonine kinase activity. Gene Ontology annotation, biological process: spliceosomal complex assembly; peptidyl-serine phosphorylation; regulation of mRNA processing. NCBI's taxonomy places the organism in Eukaryota, Metazoa, Chordata, Actinopteri, Syngnathiformes, Syngnathidae. Bases 381 to 3110 code for a protein of 909 amino acids. Gene Ontology annotation, cellular component: nucleus; cytoplasm. The record is from RefSeq and is a predicted model, not a curated record.